AUCGGAUUUCUACGUGGAGAAUUAAAAAUUUCGAAGAAAAACAAAUAAAAAUUCCAUGAUUUAAAGACAAUUUUAGUGCAAAAAGACAUUUUGUGAUUGUGCAGGAAGUGAAAAACUUCCAAAAAGUGAUAAAAAAACAGGCUGACGGAACUGAUUAAUUCAGUGAAUUAGGAAUCGAAAAUGAUGCAAUUUAUGUUAUUAUUCAGCCGUCAAGGCAAAUUAAGGCUCCAAAAAUGGUACGUCGCACAUCAAGACAAGGUCAAGAAAAAGAUCACCCGUGAACUUAUCACAACAAUUCUCACGAGAAAGCCCAAAAUGUGCUCAUUUCUCGAAUGGAAAGACUUGAAAGUUGUCUAUAAAAGAUAUGCAAGUUUAUACUUUUGCUGUGCAAUCGAGCAAAAUGACAACGAAUUGCUCACACUGGAAAUAAUUCACAGAUACGUCGAAUUAUUAGAUAAAUAUUUCGGAAGUGUGUGUGAAUUGGACAUAAUUUUCAACUUUGAAAAAGCCUAUUUCAUCCUCGAUGAACUCCUAAUCGGCGGCGAACUGCAAGAAACGUCAAAGAAAAAUGUGCUCAAGGCCAUUGCGGCACAAGACGUCUUACAAGAGGAUGAAGCAGUUGAAGGCGCACUUAAAGAUAUUGGACUUUUAUAAAAUCAAAAUUAUGCACAAUAGAGAUUUUUAUAGCGACAAACAAACAAAACACUUCUUCAUACACAUUCUAACAAAUGUAACCCAAAAAAUGUCUUAAAAAUAAGUGAAAAAUAUGUAAAAUUUAGGAUGAUAAAUUGUUACGUACUUCGAUCAAAUUUAACAAAAAAUCGACCAAAAAACUGUUUUUAAGAAUUUAUUUAGAGUCAUAGAUGAUAAAAAGUAGAAGACUAACAUGGUGACUAUAU
This is a messenger RNA of Culicoides brevitarsis, 899 nucleotides long. RefSeq names its product AP-1 complex subunit sigma-2 (gene AP-1sigma). The record is from RefSeq and is a predicted model, not a curated record. Gene Ontology annotation, molecular function: clathrin-cargo adaptor activity. Gene Ontology annotation, cellular component: intracellular membrane-bounded organelle; membrane coat; AP-1 adaptor complex. The transcript has 6 exons. The coding region runs from base 181 to 654 and encodes 157 amino acids. NCBI's taxonomy places the organism in Eukaryota, Metazoa, Arthropoda, Insecta, Diptera, Ceratopogonidae. Gene Ontology annotation, biological process: vesicle-mediated transport; intracellular protein transport.